AUUUUGGAAGCCAAGGCAACCGACAUCUUCCUGUGCUUGUGAGAGUGCGCUCUUCUUCCGCGGCUGGGGCGACCCAGCGGCUGGAAUGUCACCGGUGUCUGGUUCGCGUAGCCCGGAAGGAGCCUCGGGCUCCAGUGGGAGGCGUCGCAGUCCGUCGAGGAGCCCGAAAUCUAGCAAAUAUUGCCGCUCCCCGCGGGGCCACUACUCCAGCUCGCAUUCUUGUUCUAGGUCUAGCGACCGGAAUGGUCUCAGCCAGCAGCUGAGUAGCUUCAGCCAAGGGUCGCGGAACCAGUGCUACCGAUCCCGCUCCCGGUCUCGUUCUCGGGAGCGUCCCUCGGCGCCGCGGGGUACCCCCUUCGCCUCGGCGUCUUCGUCCUAUUAUGGCGGAUACUCGCGCCCCUACGGGAGCGACAAGCCGUGGCCAAGCCUCCUGGACAAGGAGAGGGAGGAGAGCCUGCGACAGAAGAGAUUAAGUGAAAGAGAGAGAAUUGGAGAAUUGGGAGCUCCUGAAGUAUGGGGACUUUCUCCAAAGAAUCCGGAUCCAGACUCUGAUGAACAUACUCCUGUAGAGGAUGAAGAGCCGAAGAAGAGUACUACUUCUGGUUCUUCUUCAGAAGAAGAGAAGAAGAAGAAGAAAAAGAAAAAGGCUGGCCGUUCCAAGGAAAGGACCAAGAAAAGACAGAAGAAAAAGCCGAAAAGAAAACACAAGAAGUAUUCCGAUGACAGUGACAGUGACUCCGAAUCCGAAACAGACUCCAGUGAUGAAGAUGCCAAAAGGAGAGCCAAGAAAGGCAAGAAAAAGGAUAAGAAGAAGAAACACAAAUCGAAGAAGUACAAAAAGAAAAGAUCUAAGAAGAACAGAAAGAAUUCCAGUAACUUAAGCUCAAAAGAGACCCACGAAGAGUUGAUAGAGAAUCCUUGGAAGGACCGGUCAAAGCCUGAAGAACCCUCAGAUUUAAUUGGCCCAGAGGCUCCAAAAACACUUACCUCUCAAGAUGAUAAACCUUUGAACUAUGGCCAUGCUCUCUUACCUGGUGAAGGUGCAGCGAUGGCUGAAUAUGUUAAAGCUGGAAAACGUAUCCCACGCAGAGGUGAAAUCGGCUUGACAAGUGAAGAAAUUGCAUCGUUUGAAUGCUCAGGUUAUGUAAUGAGUGGUAGCAGGCAUCGCCGGAUGGAGGCAGUCCGACUGCGGAAAGAAAACCAGAUUUACAGUGCUGAUGAGAAGCGAGCCCUUGCAUCCUUUAACCAAGAGGAGAGGCGCAAGAGAGAAAACAAGAUUCUGGCCAGUUUCCGAGAGAUGGUAUACAGAAAAACGAAAGGAAAAGAGGACAAAUAAAGACUUUCGGGUUGUUCAACAGACAUUUUUUUUUCUAACAACAAAGUCUGGGUACCUUAUUCAUUUAAGAAAUAAGAUCUGAAAACAAAAGCUUUACAGUGCAACUGUGCCUUCUAUUUCCUUCUUUCAGUCCUUGAAUAAAAAGCUGCUUAUGAACUUCACAAGUUCUUUGGGUUAUAUUAGAUUGGACCAUUUCUGGUUUAAAACUCAAAAUCUCGAAGGAACUUACCACCCCCAUCUCAAUCUCCCCUCAUGGUGGGUAGGAUAGGGGUAGUGUUGGUGAUGUGAGAAAUUUAAUUCUCAGAUGCAUGGCACAAGGCAACUCUUAACUGCCCUCCAUGGCCAGUCCCAGACCUCUGGGGUUACCACCUCUCCAUGUGGAAAGUGUUGUAGGUGAACUUGAUCAAAACCUAUAGGACACUGUUUUAGUUACCGAAAUGAAGGCAUUGCUAAAAACAAACAAACAAACAAACAAAAAAUCUGGAAUUUGAGACUUAGAGAAUACAAUGUUUAUCUACCCCAGAAGUAAUAUAUUUGCAUCCCAUUCGCUGCCCAUCUCCAAACCAAAAGGCAAACUAACCCACAGACUUGUUGCAUGGCAAAUGUGAACAUUUGUUUUCAAAAUUCCUAAUCAGUGACUUCAGAUCGGUUCUUACAGGCAUCAGAUAGUGGGAAGUCAACUGCUGUGCCAAUGCCAGGCCAUUAUUUAUUUCCCUCUAAGAGAGAGCCAUUUAGAUCUGUAAUAUUGAAUAUUAGAAAAGAAAUGGAAUCGUGUAAGAUCAGAAGUUUAACAGGGAGAAAUAUAAUGAGUAGUUGCUUUACUGUAGUUGUUUUGUAAGGAUGAAGGUAAAAGGUCGUUGAAUGCUUUUAAGUAUGUACUUUAUGUAAUAAGAUAUUUGAAGCAUUGUUAAACUUUUCCGCUUAUUUUGUUUUAAAUAUUCAGUUCAGUCUUUUACUUUGUAUGAAACACUUUCAGUUUAUCACAUUUUUAUGGCUACCAUUGACUUUGCAGUUGGGAGACAUGGAAACCUCUGGUUCACUGAGAGCAUGUUCCUUUUCUUUCUCAUAUUUUGUAACUUUAGUUGUGGGAUCAAAGAGUAAAAGGACUCGGGACAGUAUUUUGGCUUUUUGUUCAGGUAUUUUGAGCUGCAUCUUUGUAAUAUGCAUAGGGUAAAUAUAAAAUACCUGGGGGCGGGUGCAUUUUGGCUUCAGUAUUAUAAGCCCUUUCUUCUCCUGAAGGUAUGUAGUUUAAAAUAGGUGGAGGGCUAGAGAUAGUACAAUGGAUAGGACACUUGCCUCUCACGUAGUCGACCUGGGUUCAAUCCCAGGCACCAGGCCCUGAACCUCACCAGGAGUGGUCCCUGGGUGCAGAGCCAGAGUAAGCCCUGAGCUUACUCGUAAAAAUGCCAGCUUUUAUCACAAAAUCCCCAAAAUAAAUGAAUCAGGCCGGUUGGUUGUUUUGUUGGUCUGUUCAAUUUUAACAUACGACCAUUGUGUUUCUAAGGAUAGAUCCAAAGUUCCACAGUUUCACAUGUGUUCUAGAAAAAUGUCAACCUUAAACCCACCACUGACAAGCCAGACAGCUGUUUGGCAUCCAGCAGUAUGAGACCUCUGAAUAUGAAGUGAUUUCAGUUUCUCCUAAUGGCUGCUUCACCUAAUGAAUACUUCACUUUCGUCAGUUCGAAGGAAACAAGGUCACAAAUUGGUGAACCCCAGUUCUCUCCCUCCCUUCCUUGGGUGAGAGAAAUCUCAAUUUAAAAUCAUUAUUUAAAAGUGUUGUUAUCUGAGAACAUGUGAUUGGGUGUCUGAAGGAGUUGGGUGUUAAAUUUUCAGUGGGCAAGGUAGGUUAAGAGCAUCUAUUUUAUAUGAGAUUUUUUUAGAUUAUCAUUUAAUUGUUUCUGUCUCCUUCAUGCAAUAGAUCAAAUACUUACUGACUCAGAAAAUCAAUCAUUGGGGCCUGAGAGAAAAAGUACAGUGUGUGGGGCACUUACCUUGCACAUAGCAGACCUGGGUUUCCUAUGUAACUCCCCAUAUACCCUUCCCCCAGUGGUGAGAUGCCUGAGCACUGCUGGGUGUGGCCCAAGAACAACAGAAAAAGUCCUUUCAGAACAUUACCAGUUAUUUGAUAAGGGUUUAUUUAGGAAAGAUCUGCUUAAAGAACAGCUUUCGUAGCAUAUUCUUUGGAAAAGGGAAGGGAAGAAUAAAAAGGGCUAAAUGCAUUUUAGUUUCAGCUCAUGAGAAUUCCUGUUUUAAACAAUGUUUAGAUACCUGAGCCAUAAGUCACAUGGGAGGGCUAUUGUAUUUGAUAUCUGUGUCUUUAUUCUCUUAAGUUGAAUUAGCUAGUUUUUAACAGGCCCCCACCACCACUUUGUCUCUUGCUUUGAUAAAACUUUGCCUCCUUAUUUAUUUAUUGCACAGAUGUAAUGGUUUAAAAAAAGACCCCUUGUCUUUCGUCAAUUAUUUUUAGUAUUCUGUGUUCUCUUCCAUUACUAGCCUGAGUAAAUAAAUGUACCUAUAAGUAAUAAC
Sorex fumeus (smoky shrew) is the source of this 3862-nucleotide messenger RNA. RefSeq names its product NFKB activating protein (gene NKAP). Bases 86 to 1336 code for a protein of 416 amino acids. Gene Ontology annotation, molecular function: chromatin binding. Gene Ontology annotation, biological process: negative regulation of DNA-templated transcription. Lineage: Eukaryota; Metazoa; Chordata; Mammalia; Eulipotyphla; Soricidae. The record is from RefSeq and is a predicted model, not a curated record. Gene Ontology annotation, cellular component: nucleus. The transcript has 9 exons.